UCUUGAUGAUAUUAUUUUUGCUGUCUUUAUCGUACGCAUAACAGAUGUGGAGUUCUGCUCAGUUCUAUUUUGAUUUCAAGUUGUUUUGGGACGCAUCAAAUUGAAUUUAUUCCUCUAGCAUUAUUAACUGAUAAAUAUCAGCCCCAAUUCAUAUUGUUGUCGGAUUGAAAAGUCAAAAUGAUAGAGAGGAUGGCUGUACAUGGACUAUCAUGCCUAGUAGUUCCUAACUCCCUCCCCUUAGGGUAGAAAUUAUAAAAAAAGACCCCCCCUCCCCUUGCCGUUCCUUAUGAGGAGAAGGGAAGAUUCAAGGGCAGAUUAACUGCUGAUGAUGAUCCAUGUUCCCGAAUGCAAGGUUACUUUUACCUAUACUUUCAUCUAGUCUACCUUCAUUGGAAAAACUUGAGUUGUGCCCAAAGUGACCUCCUGGGGUAACUUUCUAAGAAAAACAUAUCGAACAAAUCUUCUGUCUUCCUUCACUAAUAGCCAUGCUCACAAGGCUAAGAUAAGAGUUAUUUUGAAUAUUAGUGGUACGUCGUAGAAGGAUGAUGAUGGGAAUAAUGAAGACGAUAAUGCCGGUCAUGAGGAUGUAGAACGGGCUCUUGAGGGAAGGGUUGGGGGGGGUACUUGCCUUCCCCCAAGAAUCAGAGGGGUGUUGGCCAGAUAUCCACUGACGAUGAGGACAACGAUAAUUCAGUUUCCGUUUCUUUCUUUCUUGUAGCGACAUGUAGGAGAAGAGUCAGUUCAGUCGGUCUUGCAGUCAUUCAUUUCUCGAAUUGAUGCCAUGAAAAAACAAGUGCAACAACAGGAUAAAACACUAAGCACUCAAAACAAGGAAAUAAGAGAUUUGAACUGGUAUCUCAGACGAAAGGGUACUAAGGAAAGACUUGGGGAGAUAGAAAGAGAUGUGGAUCACCAAACACUGAUACUCAAACAUGCUGUUGACAUCAAGUCAUUGAAACAAUUCAAAACUUCAGUCGAUAAAUUCGAAAAAAGAACUAAAGCCUUAUCUGCUGGCGUCCAAGAACGCAAGAAAAUCAUUGAUGAAAUUUAUUCCCGAAUCUUUCUUCAAGACGGGAAGAUUGUUUGUCGUAACACCUUCACCUCCUGGCAAAAGCAGGCAAAUUACAAGAUCGGAGCAUUGGAUAAACAUUAUAUCGAGUGCAGGGAUGACGAACUUCUGCAGCGGUUUCUUUUAGAAAGAAAAGAUGGCGAGCUCGAUUCUGUGGUGCGCUUUAAAUAUAGAUGUUGUCGGUUUAAUGUCAAAGACAAGUGGAAGAAAGCACCGAAGAAAAUGGCGAAUCAAUGAUAAAACACUAAAUAUCUCGAAUUCUGUUCUAGCCUUCUCUUUAAAGAUUUUCUCKCAGUUAUUUCGACAUGGAAUAUUAUGGAAAAAUAUAAUAUAUAUUUUAAACAUGCCUUUUUUCAACGUCAAAACUAUCUAGAAAAUAGAAAGCCAUGGUUUUUAACGAUUUUUAACGGGUCGAUUCUAGAUGUUUCCAUAAACAUAUGAUUCUGCGCGAUACGUGCAUAUGCGUUAUUUAACACCGAGGUAGAACAGCAAUAAUAUAGAGACAAUUUCUGCUUGUAGGUUAAUUUUAGCUUUUUUUUCUUUUAGCUUUCACGGCUCGUUUCUCCAAACAAUUCUUUAUCAAGAAAAAUAUUUCUUCCGAUUUCCGUAUCAACUUUUAUAUCAUAGGAUUUCCCAUUUUUCUUCCUUCCAAGCAAGAUUUUAUUUUUAGCUCCUGAUCUAACCUUGUAAUCAUUUGCCCAAGCUAUUUUUAAUUCCUUGUAAAGGGAGUUGAUUUAGUUCUUGUUGAUUAGUUCAUCAAGAUAUUGUGUUAUUAUUAUUGUUCCAGUUAGCUAUACUAAUCUUUUUUAGUGUUUCCUGUCAAACAUCCCUCCAAUUCCCACGCUUUCACCUUACCUUUUAUUUCUACUGAACGUUCACUUUGAUAUAUAUUUCGAAAAGACCUUGAAUCCGAGUCGCACAAAAAUAGUUAAAUCACAAGGCAAAAUCGAAAUUAUGAGACUAAUGUUAUAAUAAUAAAUAAAAAUAAAAAUAAAAGGGAUUUAGCAGUGGCAUUUCUACAGAGUAGCUAUUCAUCCACUGUAAUUCCAAUUGGAAUUUAGGAGUUGAUUUUUUCGGAGGGAGGAAAGCCGGGGAACCCGGAAAACCCUCGAAGCACAGGAGAGAACUAACAAACAACUCUACUCUUAUAAGUCAUUUUUAGACAUGCAAAAUCCUUCGUCAAGCUYUAAUCAAAAAUAUAAGUUGUGGAAUUAUAAAUUUGACCGAAAAUAUUGAAUAUUGAACCUUGUAGUAAAAUAUAUUGAUCAAAGGUUUUGUUCAUAUUUUUCCGGCUUUUUCUUCUUCUUUUCUCUUUUCUUUUCCCUUGAAAUAGUUUGCCUCUCUACUCAGUUCAUCUCCCACCAAAACUCCCAAAUUCCACUGAAGGAAAAAAGGAAAAUUAUGUUCCCAAAGGCGAAACAAUGAAAUCCUCCUCCCAUAAAUCUUCAAUUUUAUGCAAUUUUGAAAAAUUGACAUCGAAUCAAAUCUCAAACCUUAACUAACUUUGUUAAGGUAAUGGUAUUUUUAUCUUGUUUUUACAAAAAUUUUCCUUAUAUUUUCGCUUCGAUUUUUUCUUGUCGAAAAAAAUGAUCUCCGCUUUAUAAUUUAGUAACAUUAUAAUUUCCACAAACAUAUUCUUUUAACUGGCUUGCUUGAUGGUAUACAAGUAGUAUUAUAUUUAUAUGAACUGUCCUUCGUUAUUCGUUACUUAGUGUAUUUUUCUGAUUGAUUAAACCAAAAAAAAACACUAAUUUGUCUGUCUUUGCGGACUUUUUUAAUUAGACUAUAGCUUAUAUAAUUUUCAUAGUUUUUACUUAUCUUACUUUAUUCAGUAUAUUGUGUUAAUAUCUAUACAUUGUUUGCGAGGCUCAGCCAGAAUCUGUACUGUUCAACAAUCGGCAUAGUUUACAAUAAAGGACUGAACACUUGUGAA
Messenger RNA from Actinia tenebrosa (Australian red waratah sea anemone), 3002 nucleotides. RefSeq lists its product as uncharacterized. Lineage: Eukaryota; Metazoa; Cnidaria; Anthozoa; Actiniaria; Actiniidae. The record is from RefSeq and is a predicted model, not a curated record.